Messenger RNA from Rubroshorea leprosula, 5002 nucleotides. The record is from the annotation of a GenBank genome assembly. NCBI's taxonomy places the organism in Eukaryota, Viridiplantae, Streptophyta, Magnoliopsida, Malvales, Dipterocarpaceae.
AUUUAAAACCUCUUACUUCCAACAAAAUGAGAAAAUCGAUAAAAAUUCAAAAUAGAGAGAUGAGAGAGAGAGUUAGUGAGAGAGGGAGAAGGGAUCUCGGCGGACAUCGUUCACGGGCAGGACAGCCGGCACUGAACUGGGAGCAAGAUGGAUCUCGGCACAGCAUCUAUCAGAGGAACAGGGGUAAGGUGGAAGAGAGGAAAGUGCAGCUUAACCAGAACCAAGGUCGGAAAAUGCAGAAGGACGGGCCAUACAAUUGGGGCCUCUAUAAACAAGCUACUUCAUAUUUCUUCACCAAUUAUCCGGAUGAUUGGAGCCAUGAUGAGAUGUGGAGAACAUUUUUAAGGCAUGGCAGGGUCUAUGACAUUUAUGCACCAAACAGAAAAAGCAAGAAUGGGAGCAGACCAAGGUAUGAUGAGGAGAAGAAGGAAGUAGGAGAGAAAAAAAGCAGGAGAGAAGCGAAGACAGUUAUUCAAAACAAAAGCUUUGCGGAGGUGGUGAAAGGAAUACAAAGAAGCAAUACUGAAGAGGAACAGAGCAAACAGAGGGAGGAUGGUCGAAGUAGACACCGAAGAACAGAGUUUGAAGAGAAAAAUGGUUUAAGGCAAGAUGAUCUGGAGAAAUGCAGAGGUAAAAACAGACAGGGCAGUUGGCAACGGGCAACCAGGAGAGUAUGGAAAGAAAAGGGAACGGGGAUCAAUUGGGCAGGCAUGGAAUAUAAUGUCAAACCGGAGGAGUAUAAAUGGCUUGACGGUUGUUACGUCGGAAGAGUGCACUCAGUAGAGAUGGUUCGUAAUUUGCAAGAAAAAUUCUGCAUGGAAGGGUAUUUUUCUUGUCAAAUUCGGGCAAUGGGAGGCAAAAUGGUUCUACUAUUAGGGGAAGAUAAAGAGGAAGUGAAGGACCUGGUUGAAAUGGCAUCAGAUUGGCUGAGGCAAUGGUGUCAAGGGGUUCCACUGAACGCCUGGGAAACUGAUUUCUUUUCAACCAUGAGCUGUUCAUGGGGAAAAUUUAUCUGCUUGGAUGAUAGCACAAGCAAAAAAAAAAGGUUUGACAUUGCAAGGUUUCUGAUCUCUACUCCAAUCAUGGAGACAAUCACAGUCACAAGACAAGUUAAAAUUAAUGGAGAUAUUUACCAAGUGAAGUUUACAAAGGAAGAAUUCACCAACAACUUCUUUUCUCUAAAAGAAGACUUUAUGCCAUCAUUUAGCAAUGAAUCAGAGGACCGGGAAACAUGGUCUAUGGGUAGUGAUUCGGAGAUUCAGGCCUCAAAUAAUGGAUGGAUCAAGGAGGAUGCUCAAACCGUGGAUCCAGGGGUAGAAGAUGAUGACGUCUCUGUACGCAAGAAAGAGAAAGGAAAAAGACAAGCAGAAGAUGUCACGGUCUGGCGUGGAACCAAAAAGACAAGAGCUGCAGGGAUCGGUUCCAGAAAGUAUAGAAGAUGUUAUAAGGGAAGUGGGUCACGAGAGGAGGCCCAAUAUGCAACUGGAGCAAAAGGAUGCAACAAAGAAGAAGAAGAAGACUUGUUCUGGAGGGGCUAUGAAGCUGAGGGAGGACGCAUAGAUGAGUGGAUCGGCAGCCAAAUAGGGGUCUGUAAAUCAAAAAAGGAAAGAAGGAGGGUCAGAUGGUGUAGCUCAGUGUACAAAGAAUCAGAUACCAGGGACGUGGUAGAGACAAGUAGAAAAGAAAGGAGGAAGCAAUGCUCACAACAGAGGGAAGGAAAACCAAUACCAACUUUCAUGCCGAAUUUGAAUGGAAAAAUAGCUGGAGAUUUAAUAGGAGACAGCGACAUACAGAAUUGCAACAAAAUUCUCAAAAAACAACGGCAAGCACAGUUGGCGAAGGAGAUUUGGGAUCUGGCGACGCAGCUCGGAGCAGUUGUAGAAGAUGAUAUUGAGGUGAUUCAGAGAAUUGAGGAAAUGGAGGAUAGAGACAGAAGAGCAAAAACAACUGGGGAGAACCGAGAAGAGGAAGAUAAUAGGAAGGUAGAGGAUUUGGAUUGGGUUGCAAAGGCGUCUAUUGGUAAAUCAGGUGGAUUGCUCUGUGUUUGGGACCCGAGAGUACUGAAGAGGAAGGAGACAAUAGAGGGGGAUUUUAAUGCUGUGAGAAGGGUUAAUGAAAGAGCAGGGUGCAACAUGACAUCUUCUGAAAUGAGAGAAUUCGAUGAUUUUAUUCAUAAUUCUAAAUUGAUUGACUUGCCUUUAGUGGGGAGAAAAUAUACUUGGUAUAGCUCAAAUGGUCAAUACAUGAGUAGAAUUGAUAGAUUUUUAUUAUCAGAGGAAUGGAUGACAAAAUGGAGCAAUGUGAAACAGUGGGGAAUGAAGAGGUCUGUAUCGGAUCACUGCCCAAUUUUGCUGAAAAAUGAGCUGGUUGAUUGGGGGCCAAAACCAUUUAAAUUUUAUGAUGCUUGGUUGGAACAUCCAGGAUGCAAGGAGACGAUUUCAAAUGUGUGGAAUAGUAGUGAAGUGAAAGGGUGGAGUGGAUUUAAGAUUAAGGAGAAGCUGAAACAAACAAAGAUUGCUCUAAAGAAGUGGAGCAGUAAUAUGAUUAUGGAGGUGGACAGCCAAAUAAAGGAAGCUGAAGAUACAAUUGCUAGAAUUGAUGAGAAAAGUGAGCAGAAUCAACUAUCAGACAGUGAUAUUGAAAUUAGGAGAAAGAGUUUUAUUGUUUUGUGGAAAAAUCUAAGAAUCAAGGAGAGGAUGUGGCAACAAAAAUCAAGGAAGCUAUGGUUAAAAGAAGGCGACGCCAACACAAAAUUUUUUCAUAGAUGUGUGAAAGGAAGAUGGAGAAGCAAUGAAGUGAAUAGCAUCCGGAUCAAUGGGGAGCAACAUACAGAAGUGGAGUCAAUAAAGCAAGAGACUGCUAAGUACUUCCAGAAUUUGUUUGCAGAAGAACAGUGGAGUAGACCAAAGCUGGAUGGGAUAAGCUUUAAAUUUGUAAAGACGAUGUGGGAGGUCAUAAAACCUGAUGUGGUUAACUUUGUACAGGAAUUCCAAGAACAUGGUAGGCUGGUCAAAGGGUCAAAUGCUUCUUUCAUUGUGCUAAUCCCGAAGACAGAAAAUCCCCAAGGAAUUGAGGAAUACAGACCCAUAUCGCUCAUUGGAAUUAUGUAUAAAAUCAUUGCAAAAUUACUAGCAAACCGGCUGCGAAAGGUGCUACCCAAGGUGAUCGGAGAACAGCAGAUGGCUUUCCUAGAGGGAAGACAACUAUCGGAAGGAGUAGUGAUUGCAAAUGAGGUUAUCGAUGAGGUCAAAAGGAAGAAGAUGAAGAGCUUUCUAUUUAAAGUCGACUUUGAGAAAGCUUAUGAUAAGGUAUGCUGGGAAUUCAUUGAGUACAUGAUGUUGAGGAUGGGAUUUAAUGCAACUUGGAGGAAAUGGAUACAGGAGUGCCUCAAAUCCAGCUCAGUAUCCAUUCUCAUCAAUGGUAGCCCGACGAAACAAUUCCCGGUUAGCAAAGGCAUCCGGCAAGGUGACCCGUUAUCUCCGUUUUUAUUCUUGAUUGUUGCGGAGGGGUUGAAUGGACUAGUGUCAGCAGCAGUGGAGAAAGGGCGGUAUAAAGGAGUUCCAAUUGGCAGCGGAAGCAUUAUGGUCUCACACCUACAAUUCGCGGAUGACACUAUCUUUUUCGGGGAGGCAAUAGAGGACAACAUCCGGAGUGGCAAAAUGGCUCAUAUACUGUAUUGCAAGGAAGGGGAGCUACCUUUUAAGUAUUUGGGAAUCCCAAUUGGUGGCAAUCAAAGAAGAAUAGCUAUGUGGCAGCCAUUGGUGGAGUCGGUUAAAAGGAAAUUAGCCUCAUGGAAGGGGAGACAUCUAUCAAUGGGAGGUCGCAUUACGCUAAUCAAUUCAGUGCUGUCAAGCUUGCCCGUGUUUUUGAUGUCAGUCUAUGUAAUCUCAAAAGGAGUGAGGGAUUUAUGGAAAUUCAACUUGGCAUUGAUGGGAAAAUGGUGGGGAAGACUGGCUGAAAAUGGGGAGGGCUUAUGGAAGAGAAUAAUUGUAGAGAAGUAUGGCAUGGGAGGGGGACAUUGGCAAGAUUGGAUCGCUGAUAAUAGUGCAGUAGGAUCAACAUGGUGGAGGGAUGUGAGAGUUAUCAACACAAUGGAUGGGGAGAAUAUUGGCUGGUUGAAAGAGGGUUUCAAGAUUAAUAUUGGGGAGGGGAAGAGUGUGAGUUUUUGGUGGGAUAAUUGGAGGGGGGAGGGUUGCCUUGCUAACAAAUUUCCUAGAUUAUAUUUAUUAUCAACAGGAAAAAAUAAUACAUGUAGCGAAAUGAGAAGCAGAAACAAUGGAGCAUGGGAAUGGAAUCUGCAGUGGAUGAGAAGUUUGUUUGAGUGGGAAGCGAAAGAGGCCAUGGAACUUCAGAGCUUGAUAAGAGACGUGAAGACCUCACAAGGAAUCCCGAAUAGUUGGGAAUGGAUUCAUGACAAAGAUGGCCAGUACACAUCAAAGUCAGCAUAUACACUUCUAACAAAAGAAGAAAGUGGAGUAAAUGAAAGCACCACAUUCACAAGAGUCUGGAAUUCCACCCUACCAAGCAAAGUUUCAGCUUUCAACUGGCAAUUACUUCAAGAUAGAAUUCCAACAAAAAAGAACCUGCUGAGAAGAGGGAUCAUUAAAGACACAGGAGAAAGUAAAUGCGGAAUAUGCAAUGAAGAAGAGGAAGACACAACGCACAUGUUUUUAAAAUGCAAGAUGGCUCGAUGGUUAUGGAAGGCUUGCGCAAAGUGGUGGGGGAUAAAAGUCACAUUACAAGAGGAUUUCCGGAACACCUUCCAGAAUUUUCAAAGAGAUCUGAAAGAGACAAGUUUAAGAGACGGAUGGGAUUGCCUUUGGAACUCCUUUGGUGUGGACGGUGUGGCUGGCCAGAAAUCAAAUGCUAUUUCAAGGCAAAAAGAUUGAUGCGGGAAAGUUAUUUGAGCUGAUCCAGUUGAGAUCCUUCUUUUGGGUUAAAGCAAAAAAUGACAGGUAUGCUUUUACCCUCUCAGAUUGGCUAAUUAACCCAGUAGAAUGUC